GCGAGCUACUUUCGGACGAGAAAAGUGAGGACAGCCCUGGGUGACAGCGUUGCGGGGCCAGUUCCAGGCAAGCCGCGCGACUACUCGCUUCUCGUCCGCCGCGCUCCCAGCCAGGGGCACAGCCCGGACCGAGGAUGGCUUCGACGACAACCUGCACUAGGUUCACGGACGAGUAUCAGCUUUUCGAGGAGCUCGGAAAGGGGGCAUUCUCAGUGGUGAGAAGAUGUAUGAAAAUUCCUACUGGCCAAGAAUAUGCUGCCAAAAUUAUCAACACCAAAAAGCUUUCUGCUAGGGAUCAUCAGAAACUGGAAAGGGAAGCUCGAAUCUGCCGUCUUCUGAAGCAUCCCAAUAUUGUGCGACUUCAUGACAGCAUAUCUGAGGAGGGCUUCCACUACUUGGUGUUUGAUUUAGUGACUGGAGGUGAACUAUUUGAAGACAUAGUGGCGAGAGAAUAUUACAGUGAAGCUGAUGCCAGUCAUUGCAUUCAGCAGAUCCUGGAGGCUGUGCUACACUGCCAUCAGAUGGGCGUAGUCCAUCGCGACCUGAAGCCUGAGAAUUUGCUUUUAGCUAGCAAAUCCAAGGGAGCAGCUGUGAAACUGGCAGACUUUGGAUUGGCCAUAGAAGUUCAAGGAGACCAGCAGGCGUGGUUUGGUUUUGCUGGCACACCUGGAUACCUUUCUCCAGAAGUUUUACGUAAAGAUCCUUAUGGAAAGCCAGUGGAUAUGUGGGCAUGUGGUGUCAUUCUCUAUAUUCUACUGGUGGGUUAUCCACCCUUCUGGGAUGAAGACCAGCACAGACUCUAUCAGCAGAUCAAGGCUGGAGCUUAUGAUUUUCCAUCACCAGAGUGGGACACCGUGACUCCUGAAGCCAAAGACCUCAUCAAUAAAAUGCUUACUAUUAACCCUGCCAAACGUAUCACAGCCUCGGAGGCACUGAAACAUCCAUGGAUCUGUCAACGUUCUACUGUUGCUUCCAUGAUGCACAGACAGGAAACUGUAGACUGCUUGAAGAAAUUUAAUGCUAGAAGAAAACUAAAAGGUGCCAUCUUGACAACUAUGCUGGCCACAAGGAAUUUUUCAGCAGCCAAGAGUUUGUUGAAGAAACCAGAUGGAGUAAAGAUAAACAACAAAGCCAACGUGGUAACCAGCCCCAAAGAAAAUAUUCCUACCCCGGCGCUGGAGCCCCAAACUACUGUAAUCCACAACCCUGAUGGAAACAAGGAGUCAACUGAGAGUUCAAAUACAACAAUUGAGGAUGAGGAUGUGAAAGCACGAAAGCAAGAGAUUAUCAAAGUCACUGAACAACUGAUCGAAGCUAUCAACAAUGGGGACUUUGAAGCCUAUACAAAAAUCUGUGACCCAGGCCUUACUGCUUUUGAACCUGAAGCACUGGGUAAUUUAGUGGAAGGGAUGGACUUUCAUCGAUUCUACUUUGAAAAUGCUUUGUCCAAAAGCAAUAAACCAAUCCACACCAUUAUCCUGAAUCCCCAUGUACAUCUGGUAGGCGAUGAUGCUGCCUGCAUAGCAUAUAUUAGGCUCACACAGUACAUGGAUGGCAGUGGAAUGCCAAAGACAAUGCAAUCAGAAGAGACCCGGGUCUGGCACCGCCGGGAUGGAAAAUGGCAGAAUGUUCAUUUUCAUCGCUCGGGUUCUCCAACAGUACCCAUCAAGCCAUCCUGUAUUCCAAAUGGGAAAGAAAACUUCUCAGGAAGCACCUCUUUGUGGCAAAACAUCUAAGGGCUGAAAACCAUUCUCAUAUGGGUCUUCUAAAAAUCAACAGUGCCACGUCUGCAUUCUCUGUUCUCAAAGCACCUGGAUGGUAACCUGGACCGUCUCCUCCUCUUCAUGCAUGUUUCUGAGUGCAUGAAGUUGUGAAGGUCCCACAUGUAAUGCAUAUGUGAUGUCAUAUAUUCCUUCCUAAACAUUGUUUACACUUCACCUACAGGAAUGUUCCAUGUAAACUUAAAUUACUGUUGGCAAAUAAUAGGGGAAGGUUAGACAAAAAAAGUUCCACAAUAUUCAAGUACAAUCUAUCCAUCAGGUUUCUCUGUUUAUGCCAAGAUUUAACAGACUUCAACAUUAUUGUUCUCUAAAUGACAAUUUGUAAAAGAAAUGUAAAUUUUUUAGGACUCUUUGCUGUUAAUCUGUUUUGGCUUGUUUGUUUAAACAAAAAAGGCAAAAAAUUCCUUAUGUUUCCUGAUAUUAUCCUAAUUGAGAUGAAUGAUUUUUCACGGAAAGCUUUGUUGCUGUUUAACUAUUAAAGUAGUUUGAUAUGUGGACAAAAUCACCUGUGAAUGUGGAAGCAAGAAUCACUUGGUUUGGCACCAUCUAAAGCCAUUUAGUUUUUGAUCAAACUGUGUAAACUGGAAGCAGUCACAUUAUUUACUACUUUAAUCACUUUUGCGUACACUCACACUGUGCUGGUGAAUUUGCUGAAUUGAAUGUUUUAUUCCUUUUUCAAAUCUAUGCCCUUUUUUUUUUCAUUUUAUCCUCUUUUGAUGUUCAUUUUAUCCUAUUUCUUUGGUUCAUUUGCUUUUUUUAAUUUUUCUUUUAUUUUUUGGUGGUUGUCCUUUUACUCAUUUUUUUUUUUCUUUUUAGGCUAGUAGUAUGUGAGAAAAGAGUAAAAGUGAAAUUUGCAUAUCCAAGGUAAAAUAAAAAUUGAGGUCUUUUGGAGGUAGUUAAACUAGCACUUUUGAUCUUUUUCAGGGCUCAUAAAAAUAUUGUCAAGGAAAUUUCAAAGUUUUUUUAAUUCUGCAUAGAGCUCUAGUUUGGACUUAAGUAUCCUAACUAUGUGGAAGUAUACAAAUUGUUUAAAACUUGUGGUAAGAGUAAGUUCCUACUGUAAUUGCAAUAUUUCUUACAGCAAUUGCCCGGAGAAUACCAAACUUAUAGCAGAAUAGAGUUUUGUGCAAAUGUGCUUAAUUUCUGCAUUAUGAAAUACUUGGGGCCCUCCUGCACCAUUUCUAGCUAGUUUUCUAAGGUUAGAGAGGCCUGCAGUUGUUUUUCCUUCUCAUAAGUGUUUUGAACUUGUUCUUUGUGACUUGUGCUGUUUUUGCUUCUUUCUUGUGUCAGAUUAACAUUAUCUUCCUGCAAAGAAUUAGGAUUUGCCAGUUUGAAACAAAAAGAAAAAAGAAAUGUCCCGGGUUUGCUCUGUGCUUCUCAUGUCUCCUUUGUUUAUUCAAUCUCUAUGAAGCAUUUUUCUCUUCUCUGAAAUACUUUAUAGUGCAUGGUAUCUUCAUCAGCGUUAUUUAAUGGUAGUAAUUCACAACCUUCAGGAGCCUACUUUUAAAGCAGAAGCAAAAAAUAAAAAUGAAACAACAAAAAACAAUCCUCCCUCUUUUCUCUCAUUUCACCUUUCUGUGUUGAUUACUAAUCACCUUAGAUGUUGUUGCUAGUGGAUGUAUGGUAGAUGGAUUGAAGCUUUUCUGAUAAUUAUUACACAAUUUAAAACAAUAUAUAUUUAAAAUAAAUAUAUACAGUAAAUGUUUUGAGCCAUGUUAACCUGCCAAUGAGAUCUGUGAAAAAGUAAUGGCCUCAUUUUUCCUUUUUAAAAGUUUCUUUUAUCUUUUUGUGAAACAGCUAUAUGUGGCAUACAUGUAUUUAAAAAAAAAAAAAUAGGUGUAGAGUGAUUCUGUUUGUUUUUUUUUUUACGCUUUUAACUUAGCAUGUGGUGUUGAAGUAUUACUGUAGAUCAAGUUUGUCUUCCACACGAAGAUGUGAGGAAAUUGUGAUUUCUUCUUACCACCACAAUCAAAUUACACAUUUAUUAUCUUCUAUCAUUUUGAAACACUGCAGUUUACCAUGGGACACUGUAUAUAUUUCUUGCCAUAAUGGUAAAUGAUUGAUUGAUAUAUUUAAGAGUUAAUAAAUUUGUGAUUUCUGCUGA
Molecule: messenger RNA, 3885 nt
Organism: Choloepus didactylus (southern two-toed sloth)
Lineage: Eukaryota; Metazoa; Chordata; Mammalia; Pilosa; Megalonychidae
Gene: CAMK2D
Product: calcium/calmodulin dependent protein kinase II delta
Exons: 21
Coding region: 135-1736 (533 amino acids)
Biological process (GO): protein phosphorylation
Cellular component (GO): cytoplasm; neuron projection
Molecular function (GO): calmodulin binding; calcium/calmodulin-dependent protein kinase activity; ATP binding
Source: RefSeq, a predicted model, not a curated record